GUGCAAGAGAAAACAAUGAUGAAAUAUAUUUCUAUCUUGGCCAUCUUGGUUCUAUUCCUAGUGUUCUUUGAAAUGCCAACAAUAAAGGCCAACGUCAAUGAAGCUUGCCUCAGGGAAUACAACCCCACCGAAUUUGAGAUGCCAGAUAUAGCUCUUUGUAUGAUUCCGUCCAUGCCGUCUAUGUGCGUUAAAAAAUGCAGAGAAACUAGGGAAGGUGCUAAAGGCGGAAAAUGCGAAUUUGGAGAGUUCCCAGACGAUGUUAAAUGUUUCUGCAACUACUGCUUUGCAGAUCCUACACCACUGCUCAUAACCAAACCAACGGAUGCUUGAAGCAACGUCCCACAGAGUCCAAUAUUUGAAGCU
This is a messenger RNA of Brassica oleracea var. oleracea, 363 nucleotides long. Its product is annotated as defensin-like protein 193. Lineage: Eukaryota; Viridiplantae; Streptophyta; Magnoliopsida; Brassicales; Brassicaceae. Gene Ontology annotation, cellular component: extracellular region. The record is from RefSeq and is a predicted model, not a curated record. The coding region runs from base 16 to 330 and encodes 104 amino acids. The transcript is spliced from 2 exons. Gene Ontology annotation, molecular function: sodium channel inhibitor activity.